Messenger RNA from Linum tenue, 2568 nucleotides. The record is from the annotation of a GenBank genome assembly. Lineage: Eukaryota; Viridiplantae; Streptophyta; Magnoliopsida; Malpighiales; Linaceae.
ACCCAACGCUAUUGCGAAAGUGCGAAGCUUUUUCCAUGCUUAAGCUCUGCAACCUCCUAUUUCUUUUUCGUGAAGUUUUGCCCAAAUAAUCAUCUGAAAACUGCGAAUUGUCAGCAGGAAUUCCCAACUCAUCCUUCGAUCCGCCAUCCAAUUCGCGCCACACUUCAUAUCAAGUCGACUAGGAGCUUGGAACAGCGAUCAUGGCUCUCAAUCUCCGUCAGAAGCAAACAGAAUGCAUAAUCAGGAUGUUGAAUCUGAACCAGCCCGUGAAUUCCACGGGCACCGCCAACGAAGAAGUGUACAAGAUAUUGAUCUACGACAAGUUCUGUCAAAACAUUCUCUCCCCAUUGAUCCACGUCAAGGAUCUGCGCAAGCACGGGGUGACACUUUACUUCCUCAUCGACAAGGAUCGAAAGCCGGUCCAUGAUGUACCAGCCGUGUAUUUCGUCCAGCCGAGUCAACCCAACAUCCACCGUAUCAUCACCGACGCCUCUCGUGGCCUCUAUGACAGCCUGCACUUGAACUUCUCGUCCUCCAUCCCCAGACCACUCCUGGAGGAUCUCGCCUCGGGAACCCUAGGCUCGGAUUCGAUAAACAGAAUUGCAAAGGUUCAUGAUCAGUACUUAGAGUUUGUGACAUUGGAGGACACCUUGUUCUCUUUAGCACAGAAGGCUAGUUAUGUCCAGUUGAAUGAUCCUUCAGCUGGGGAUAAGGAGAUUGAGGAGAUCGUGGAGAAGAUUGUGAGUGGCUUGUUCUGUGUGCUGGCCACCCUAGCUGUUGUUCCGGUGAUUAGAUGCCCACGUGGAGGGCCGGCUGAGAUGGUAGCUUCAGCUUUGGAUCAGAAGCUGAGGGAUCACUUGUUGGCUAAGAAUAACUUGUUCUCUGAGGGUGGCAACUUCAUGAGCUCGUUUCAAAGGCCAAUUCUGUGCUUGUUCGAUAGGAAUUUCGAGCUGGCGGUUGGGAUUCAACACGAUUUCAGGUACUGUCCACUUGUUCAUGAUGUGCUGGGGCUAAAGCUCAACAGGCUGACUGUGCAAGGAGAGAAAGGCGGGAUGAGAUCAUAUGAAUUGGAUAGUUCAGAUCCAUUCUGGCUUACAAAUGGAUCUAUCGAGUUUCCUGGAGUCGCAAUGGAAAUUGAGAGUCAGUUGAACAAGUACAAGAAAGAUGUUGACGAGGUGAAUCGAAGGACAGGUGGUGCUGAUGGACAGUCGGAGUUUGAAGGAACAGACUUGAUUGGAAACACAAAGCAUUUGAUGAAUGCAGUCAAUUCGCUGCCUGAGUUGACUGAACGAAAGCAGGUGAUUGAUAAGCACACCAACAUUGCAACCGUUUUGCUAGGCGAGAUCAAAGAGAGGUCUUUGGAUUCCUAUGCUAAAAUGGAGAACGACAUGAUGAUCAGAGGAGGCAUUGAUAGAAGCGAACUAAUGUCGGUUCUCAAAGGGAAAGGAAGUAAGAUGGACAAGCUGAGGUUUGCAAUCAUCUACCUCAUAUCUUCAGAGACCAUCAACCCACAAGAGGUGGAGCUGGUCGAAUCGGCUCUCAAGGAGUCAGAAGUCGACCCUUGUGCAUUCCAGUAUGUGAAGAAGAUCAAGUCUUUGAACGUCCAGCUUGCUUCAGCAAAUUCUGCAAGCAGAAGUAACAUUGUGGAUUGGGCCGAGAAGCUGUACGGUCAGUCAUUGAGUGCUGUCACUGCUGGUGUGAAGAACUUGCUGUCGAGCGACAGACAACUGGCGUUGACUAGGACCGUGGAAGCCUUGAUGGAAGGGAAACCGAAUCCUGAGAUUGACAACUAUCUCGUGUUAGAUCCGAGGGCCCCCAAGUCCAGCUCUGGGGGAGGGGGUUUGAAAGGCCCGUUUAAGGAAGCGAUUGUGUUCAUGGUUGGUGGUGGGAAUUAUGUGGAGUAUGGAGGGUUGCAGGAGCUUGCUCAAAGGCAGCAGCCUGUGAAGCAUAUUGUUUAUGGGACGACGGAGAUUCUGACUGGUGCGGAGUUCGUCGAUCAGUUGACUCUUUUGGGGCAAAAGAUGGGGUUGGGGGUUAGUAGUGCUAAUCCACCUGCACCUGCUCAGUAGAAUCCCAUAUGUUCUUUGUAUAUGCAUAUGCAUUUGGAAGAUGAGGCAGCCGAUUUUCUGGCUUGGGAAACUUGAAAGAUCUGCUGCUCAGCAGCCAUUGUUACUCUCCGGUAUGACAUAGAUCCCUCUGUAUGACUCAAUGUUUUUUUUCUUUUUUGUUCAUUUGAAUCAGAUGAGAUUAGCUUGAGUUGGAUUUUGGGAUUUGCACACAAUCUAUCGACAGUGGACUAUAUUUUUGUAGGUAAUAUCUGUUCAUGAUAAAUUCUGGUCAAGUCUUCAUUGGAGAAUGGUUUCACUCUUUCCUCUGUGAUUUUAGAUCAUGUAAUCACUACUGUUAGUUACUGCUGAUACACGGGUGUUGACACUGGGACUGUCAUUUUGUCAUUAGAUUUAGAGUAAUUUUGUGCACCUCAGUGUUCUAUGUUUGUUUAACAGUGCAAUAGAUAUUCUAUACUGGAUUCUUAUCUGCAGUAUAUACUUCAAACCAGUCAGCGUUCUU